Molecule: messenger RNA, 2010 nt
Organism: Euleptes europaea (tarantolino)
Lineage: Eukaryota; Metazoa; Chordata; Lepidosauria; Squamata; Sphaerodactylidae
Gene: IL1RAP
Product: interleukin 1 receptor accessory protein
Exons: 9
Coding region: 22-2010 (662 amino acids)
Biological process (GO): signal transduction
Molecular function (GO): interleukin-1 receptor activity
Source: RefSeq, a predicted model, not a curated record
GAUGACUGGGGAGUCGAUACCAUGAAACACAAGCCGGUCUACAAUGGAGAACCAGCCAAAAUCCGAUGUCCGCUCUUCGAGGCCUUCUUGAAGUAUAACUACAGCACUGCCCACUCAGCCGGCCUGACCCUGAUCUGGUAUUGGAUCGGGCAAGGCCGGGACCUGGAGGAGCCCAUCAACUUCCGUCUUCCCGACAACCGCAUCAGCAAGGAGAAGGAUACGCUGUGGUUCCGGCCUGCGCUUCUUAACGACACGGGCAACUAUACAUGUAUGCUCAGAAAUGCUACCUACUGCAGUAAAGUAGCUUUCCCCCUGGACGUGGUCAACAAAGACCCCGGUUCUUGCGUCAGCCAAUUCGUUAAGCCGGACAACUUGAUGUUUUACUUGGAACACACCAACGUCAACCUCAAGUGCCCAGAUGUAGACGGUUUUUUUCCGGCUGGAGUCAAGCCGAAGGUCCAGUGGCUUAUGAACUGUGUCUCUGUGAACGGCUUUCCCGAGCGGUACCCCAAUGGCCUCAUCCUCACGUUUGGCCUCAUGCGGGAGGCUUACAAGGGGAACUACACUUGCAUUGUGACCUACAAGGAGAAUGGCCAGGAUUUCAUGCUGACUCGAACUCUCAGGAUCAAGGUGGUAGCGGCUCCAGAGAAGGGGAAGCCCCCGCAUUUUAUCUUUCCGAAUGACCGUUUUGUCUACGAACUCCCAGCAGGAGCGGAUCUCGUUCUCCCUUGUCGAGUCUUCUUCACAUACCUGAAGGGCCCUCCGCCUGAAGUCUCCUGGAUGAUUGACGGGAGAAAUACAGACGACAUCACGGACCUCAAGAUAAAUGUCUCCCACAAUGAGACUUAUGACUCCGUGGAAAACUUGGAUCUUCGAAAGAUUCUGACUGUGCCAAAAGCCACAGAGGAGGACCUGAAGCGCAACUACACCUGCUAUGCCCGCAACCCAAGGGGUGAAGAAUACAGGCAAGCCAUUGUGAAGUUGCAAGUUCCAGUUCCGAGAUACACCGUGGAGCUGGCUUGUGGUUUGGGAGCAACCGUCUUUCUCGUGGUCAUCCUGACUGUGGUCUACCACGUUUACUGGCUGGAGAUGGUUCUCUUCUACCGAGCUCACUUUGGGACGGAUGAAACCAUUCUAGACGGGAAGGAGUUUGACAUUUAUGUGUCCUACGCGAGGAACGCUGAGGAGGAAGAGUUUGUGCUUCUGACGCUACGAGGAGUCCUGGAGAACGAGUUUGGCUACAAGCUGUGCAUCUUUGACAGAGACAGUCUCCCCGGCGGAAAUAUCACAGAAGCCAUUUUUGACUUCAUCCAGAGGAGCCGGAAGAUGAUUGUGGUGCUGAGUCCCGACUACCUGCUGGAGAAGAGCAUCAGCAUGCUGGAGUUCAAACUGGGCCUCCUUUGCCAGAACCACAUUGCCACCAAACUCAUCGUGGUGGAGUACCGGCCGCUCCUGCGGGCCCACCCCAGCAUCCAGCAGCUGAAGGAGUCCGUGGCUUUCGUGGCAUGGAAAGGAGAGAAGUCCAAAAGGCCCGGCUCCAAGUUCUGGAAGGCCUUGCGCCUCGCCCUGCCCCUGAGGAGCCUGAACACCACCAGCUCCGCCUGGAACGAAAGCUGCUCUUCCCACUCCGACAUCAGCCUGGACCACGUCCAGAAGAAGAAGGGCCGGUUGAAAGGGCAGGCCAAAGAGCAGAGCUCCCGGCCGGGCAUCCCUGUCCAAAGAGGGCUACCCCCCUUGCCCCGCGUCAAGGCCAAAGGCCACCCCAAGCCCUUCCUGGCUUGCAGGUGCUGUGUGGCGUCCUGCAAUGGAAACCAUAAACUCAGGAGCCAGAGCCAUGGGGCGGGGAAACCCAAGUGGGAGGCGCAGCCCCGCAAGACCCUUGCUGGGGUGCCAAAGGGACCCCAGCGCCAGAGCAGCGCCCAGUGUCUGCCUGCAGCCUCACCCAUGCCAGCCCUCGGUCUCCACCAAUACUCAGACUUGUCCAACAACAACGACUUCUAUGUUCUCUAG